GAGGAAAAAAGUCUGGGUCAUAUUUACAGGAAGAAGUGUUAGAUCGUGUGAUUUGGUAGAAGUACUUACGAAACGUUGCUAAUUGUUUCUUUUGUUAUAGCCACUAAAAUCUUCAGAGAUGGAUGAUACAUUGUUUCAGCUAAGGUUCACUGUGAAACAGCUAGAGAAACUAGCAAAGAAAGCAGAGAAGGAUUCAAAAGCCGAGCAAGCUAAAGUGAAAAAGGCUCUUCAACAGAAGAAUGUGGAAUGUGCAAGGGUUUAUGCAGAAAACGCUAUCAGAAAGAAAAAUGAAGGUGUCAACUGGCUUAGAAUGGCAUCUCGUGUGGAUGCUGUGUCGUCAAAAGUUCAGACAGCUGUAACAAUGAAGGGGGUUACUAAGAACAUGGCUCAGGUAACUAAAGCCCUAGACAAAGCUCUGAGCUCAAUGGAUUUGCAGAAAGUGUCAGCUGUAAUGGACAAGUUUGAAAACCAGGUUCAGAAUCUAGACGUUCACACUUCGGUGAUGGAGGACUCCAUGAGCUCGGCAACAACUUUGACCACGCCACAAGAGCAAGUAGAUAGCUUAAUUAUGCAGAUUGCUGAGGAAAGUGGCCUGGAAGUGAUGGACCAAUUAAACCAACUACCUGCUGGUACCACAUCUAUAGGGGAGACCUCAACACGUUCCCAGGAUAAGGAAGACCAGCUUUCCAGAAGGUUGGCUGAACUGAGGAAUUAAUAGGACUAUUCAGAAGAAAAAGCCAUUAUUUCUUUAAAGUACUGUCUGUAAGGUGACAGUAAAAAGUCUGUAUAAUAAUGAAUUGUAUUUACAAAUAUUUGAUCUCUAUAUGUAUGUCCUAAAAAUCGUUGGCUGAUCCUAUUCUGAGGUGGCUCCACAGGGUUUUAAGUGUGCUGCGCAUCACAGCAAGCCUGAAAAUAACUGCAUUCUGGAUUAGUUUACACAGUCAUGCAGUGUAACACAGCCUUGACCUUGGUUUCUGUGUCUAAAUACCUUUUUUUUUUUUUUGCAAAGCAUUCUUUCAUCUGCAGAAGUGUUAGACAUAAAACGGUAAACAAAACAUAACACUAAAAUGAAGUUUUUUUUUCUUAAUUAAAUAUUGUUACCCCCUAAACAUUACAUGUACAAGAUUAAUAACAUCCAAAAUUGAAGUACAAUAUGUUAUUUAAUUAUACAGUAAGUUAACUAUUAAUGCAUGUAAAACGUUUGCAAAAAAUGUGUUUCCCUUUUGGGAGAUUGGGAGUUGUUUAAAUUAUAAAUUUGUUUGCUUGUGUGAUUAUGAAACUUAAGGCUGUAUUUAAAUAUUGAAACUCUGCAAACUGAGCAGUGCUUGAUCAUCCCCUUAAAAGGGAGUAAGCUCUCACAUUCACAGUAUAUGUAAAAUUCCAUUACAUAUAUUGAACAGUUAAUGCUCAAAUAAAACAUUUAUAUCAUGCUGUGAAUUUCCCAGCAUAGAAAAAUUGGGAAACAGCAAAAAAAUGAAUGGAAAAAAAAGUUUGCCUAUGUUUCCCUUAAUCUAGGCAUACCACGUGUAUCAUUGGAAUCGAUGUGUUCAUUUUUGUAUCCAUUUGCAAGCAUUAUUGAAAGUUAAAAUGAAACCCAAUACAAAUACCAGAUACGUGUGGUGUAUUUUUUUCCAGUCUUGCCUUAAGUUGUAGAAAUGUCAUUGCCGAAUGGCCCUGCAUCACGUUUCUAGUGCCUGAACAUUAGACCUAGUCAUUGUGUACAUGAUUGACCAUUAAAUGUGCCAAUAUGUGAAUCCACGCUAACUUUAGGGACUAGUCAGGCCAUUGUUUUAAUUUUGUACAGUUAUCAUGAGUGAAUGAUGAUCUGUCUUGAAUUUGCAGUCCCAUUUGGGGAUUAAUAGGUUAUUAAUUAAAAGCUUCCCAAUAAAUUUUUACAUUUUGAGUAUU
This is a messenger RNA of Polypterus senegalus (gray bichir), 1908 nucleotides long. RefSeq names its product charged multivesicular body protein 1A (gene chmp1a). NCBI's taxonomy places the organism in Eukaryota, Metazoa, Chordata, Cladistia, Polypteriformes, Polypteridae. Gene Ontology annotation, biological process: endosome transport via multivesicular body sorting pathway; protein transport; late endosome to vacuole transport. The record is from RefSeq and is a predicted model, not a curated record. Gene Ontology annotation, cellular component: ESCRT III complex; multivesicular body. The transcript has 7 exons. Bases 119 to 715 code for a protein of 198 amino acids.